ACAACAAGAAAUGGCACCUGUUGUUAUUGCAGUUUCAAUUCUUUUUGGAAUAUUUCUUGUUGCAACAUUUAAAGGCAAACGUGGUUCUAAUAAUUCUUGCGAUUUCAUUAUGAGAAUUAUAUCUUGUGAUCUUAUUAGAUAUAUUGAUGAAACGAAUAGUAAAUUACCAACAAAGAAUCAUCCAAAGAAAAUUAUUGAUGCUUUACGUUUAAUGAGUAAAUUAUUUAAAGAAAUAUUUGAAUUACUAUUUUUGGAUGAAUAUUUUUUGUAUUUCGAGAUAAAAGAAUACAAGAAGCAAGAUUUGGAAUCAAAAUCAAAAGAUUUUACAGAUUAUCAUAAAUAUAUGGAAUGGAGAAAAUAUAAAUUAUCAUUUUUCUGGGAGAAAAUGAUCAUAAAUUCUUUUUGUAAAUUAGGAGUUCAUGAUAAAAUAAAUGAUUUUUUUAUUGAAAUUACGCUGGCAUCUAUGAUGUAUGAAGGUCAUGAUAUAGAUCAAAUAUGUAAUUUUCAUCUUUACGAAUAUGAUAAAGAUGAAUAUCAAAAAGCGAAAAAACGAUGUUAUUGUGUAGAUUUUUACAAGAAUGAUGCAGUAUUUGUACAAUCAAAGAGAAAGAAAAAAUAUCAUUGGAUAUACAAGAAUAGGAAAUGCAGAUUUAAUGUUUAUGAAGGAGGUUUUUGUUGUUUCUGUGGACAAGAAAAUCAUGAUGAAUAUGAAUGUUUAGAUUUAAAAAGAUUAUUAAAUGACAAAUGA
Messenger RNA from Scutellospora calospora, 748 nucleotides. The record is from the annotation of a GenBank genome assembly. NCBI's taxonomy places the organism in Eukaryota, Fungi, Glomeromycota, Glomeromycetes, Diversisporales, Gigasporaceae.